Molecule: messenger RNA, 1818 nt
Organism: Miscanthus lutarioriparius
Lineage: Eukaryota; Viridiplantae; Streptophyta; Magnoliopsida; Poales; Poaceae
Source: the annotation of a GenBank genome assembly
AUGGACGACGAGGAUUACUCGUGGGUGCGGCGGACGCGCUUCUCCCACUCCGUCGUCCGCUCCAACUCCGGGAGGGAGCAGUUCGGCGCCUUCCUCGAGCAAUUCAACCGCGGCGCCGCGCUCAGGCAGAAGGGCGCCGCCUCGGGGUUCAAGCUCCACGGCCUCAACAUGGAGCCAGGGACGACGAGGUUCUCCACCUCCUCCGUUCCGACGACGAGCUCGGUCUACGCCAAGCCCAAGCCCAAGCCCACGGACAUGUCUUCUUCUUCAGACGCCAACAAGCCGGCGCAGCACGACAAGGCAGCAGUCAGCGAUCGCCCGUCGUCGCAACAAGCGUCGGCGAGGCAGGACGAUGCCAAGGCUGCAACUGCAAAUGGGAAGAAAGGGAGCGGCAACCUCAGCGUGGCCGUCCCUCGGGAACAACCCGCGGUUCAGAGCGCGGAGGAUGAUGAGAGCCCCGGAGCGCUCGAGUUCUCCUUCCACCCCGACAAGCAGAGCCUGAAGCUGCAGCGAGCGUGUUCAAGCCCUGCUCCGUUUCCGCGGAAGAAAAGCGAAGACGCCGCCCUCACGCGCAGCUCGUCGCUUAGUGUGCUCGGUGAGUCGCCCAAGACGAAGCAGAGGGCGAUGUCGCCCCUCCCGUCGCGCCACGUUCCCGAAGUGUUUCAAGAGGCCAAAUCAGCCACCAAGAGGUUCUCCACGCCGCCGCCGCCCCGGAGAGCCGCGUCUUCGCUGGACCUGAAUGGGUGUCAGCCAGCAGCGCCGGUGACGGUGAGGGCACCGGGCAAGGUGAAGCAUAGGAAGGAGGGCCAUCAUGCCAACGGGAGGAUGAAGGUUUCUGCACUGGAGGUGCUCGAGAAAUGGUCCGUCGAUCGCUCCCAGCUGCUCAUUGGGCACAGGUUCGCGUCCGGGGCUCACAGCCGGUUGUUCCACGGAAUCUACAAGGAGCAGCCUGUUGCUGUCAAGUUCAUCAGACAACCUGAUGAUGAGGAAGAUGCAGAGCUGGCUGCUCAGCUUGAGAAGCAGUUCCACACGGAGGUCACCACUCUGUCACGCCUCAAUCAUCCUAAUGUCAUCAAGCUGGUUGGAGCAUGCAGCAGUCCACCAGUAUUCUGUGUCAUCACUGAAUUCCUUUCUGGUGGUUCUCUGAGAGCGUUUUUGCACAAGCUGGAUCACAAAGCUCUUCCUCUAGGCAAGAUCAUCUCAAUUAGCUUGGAUAUCGCAUGCGGCAUGUCGUACAUUCACUCGCAGGGAGUUGUCCAUCGUGAUGUGAAGCCAGAGAACAUCAUAUUCGAUGAGGAAUUUUGUGCAAAGAUUGUUGAUUUUGGUAUAGCUUGUGAAGAAGAGUACUGUGACCCUCUCGCAAACGACACUGGGACAUUUAGAUGGAUGGCUCCAGAGAUGAUGAAGCACAAACCGUACGGUCGAAAAGUCGAUGUCUACAGCUUUGGCCUUAUCUUGUGGGAAAUGUUUUCUGGCACGAUACCAUAUGAAGAGUUGAACCCAUUUCAAGCAGCUUUUGCUGUUUUUGACAAGAAUGUGAGGCCGGCCAUUCCUAGUAGCUGCCCGGCACCAGUACGGCUUCUAAUUGAGCAAUGUUGGGCCUCGCAUCCGGAGAAGAGGCCUGACUUCUCUCAAAUAGUUCAGAUACUAGAGAAGUUUAAGAGUGUUCUUGACAGAGAUGGCACACUCGACAAUAUGCCAAGCUCGAUCUGCCAGCUAGAGACCCACGAUCACAAGAACUGGCUUGCUCAUUGGGUCCAAAAGCUCAAACAUAGCCAGCCUGAUCUCUCUGGGCCUCCUCCGCCAAAACUGUUGUAA